AUGAUUGAAAUUAAACGUAUAGAUAUAGAAAUAUCUCUGUCCUGCCGGUGUCGAGAGAUAGAUCCCACCUCUUCAUUAUCGCAAUAUUUUACUUCCAGCUUGGUGAUCCUAUUAUUGGCAUGCGGACACAACGCGAUACAUAGAAGACAGAAGCGAUAUCUGUUGUUCACGAAGGAUACUCAGUGGGGGGUUUUCGUUACCCUGUCAAUACCCCUUCACCCGGAAACAACGGUCAGCGUCGCAUGGUUCUUCGAAGCUAAUUACUACAAUGUCGACAAUUCCACCUAUUUCGAACCACUCUUAGGAGAUAUAAAUCUUGCAAGGAGCCGUAACGAACGUAAUGCCGAUUUGAUGAGUGAUUUCACGAGGCGCAGACUUUAUUUCCUCAUUGAAAGAAUACUGGAACAACACGACUACAGUGGACGGGCGUGCUUAUUGAGGGUCAUUUGUGAGAACGGAAAUUCCAAUCUGUUGCAUAGCGGUGUUUUAGGAGAUAUACUGCAUUUGAUACUAACUCCUUCCACAUCUAUGGCCGAAGACAAUCUACCCGACUGUUACUAUGAAGCCGAAUAUUAUGGUUUGGAUGAUCGUUGCAAAAAGUACGCGGAAUCGUGCCCAUCUAGUCCUUUAGAAGUGAUCACGACAUUUAUUGACCGAUUAAUAUAA
Molecule: messenger RNA, 666 nt
Organism: Bombyx mandarina (wild silkworm)
Lineage: Eukaryota; Metazoa; Arthropoda; Insecta; Lepidoptera; Bombycidae
Source: RefSeq, a predicted model, not a curated record